AACCGUUACAUUGGCCACAAUUUAAAGCCAUUGGAUAUAUUAUCUUGGCUCCUUUGCCUCAUGGACUCUGCUUUUGGUCUGAUUUUGAUGUUAUUUUCCUGGGUGUUAUUUACAUUUCCGGGAUCUGAUGGUCAGAGUGUGAAAUCAGCUCAUAUUCUUGACCUCAUCAUAAGAGAUCACACGUUCAAGGCAUUGGACAAGAACUUGAGGACAGCAAUUCCAGAAUCAGUGAACUUACCUGCAAAUCUUUCAGGCAUUGGAGUUGAUGCUGUGAGGUUUAGAUGUGGCAGUUUGAGAAGGUAUGGUGCACAGUUGAAGGAAUUCCAUCUGGGUACCGGUGUAACUGUGCAUCCAUGUAUUGAGAGGGUCAUGUUGAUCAGACAAAACAUGGGGCACAAUUGGUCUUCUAUCUAUUAUGCUAACUAUGAUCUAUCUGGGUACCAGCUUGUGUCUCCAAUUGUGGGGCUCCUAGCUUACAAUGCUGAUGAUGAUGCAAACUCAAGCAACCCUUUCCAACUUGGGAUUGUGGCUGGAGAAAGUCCGAUGACAAUUGACUUCACCAAUGCCACAAAAUUGAACAAGGAAGAUGGGAUCAAGCCCUUGUGUGCUAGUUUUGAAGGUGAUGGAAGAAUGACUCUAGCAAAAGCCAACCCUUCAACACCACUUGUUUGUGUUGCAAAGAGGAAUGGUCAUUUUGGUUUGGUUGUGGAGUCCCCACCAGAUCAGUUCAGGAACAAGCCCAUAAGUAGGUGGAAAGUGGCAGUUGGGAGUACCAUUGGUGCAGCUUUGGGGGCUUUUCUCUUAGGCCUGCUUCUUGUGGCAAUGCUUGUUAGGGUGAAGAAGAGAUCAAGAAUGGUGGAGAUGGAGAGGAGGGCCUAUGAAGAAGAAGCCCUUCAGGUGUCAAUGGUUGGACAUGUCAGAGCUCCUACUGCGCAUGGAACUCGAACCACACCCAUAAUUGAGCAUGAGUACAGACCUCAUCCUCGUUGA
Molecule: messenger RNA, 990 nt
Organism: Sphenostylis stenocarpa
Lineage: Eukaryota; Viridiplantae; Streptophyta; Magnoliopsida; Fabales; Fabaceae
Source: the annotation of a GenBank genome assembly